AUGGCCUCACUACAACAGCUUUUGGGUGGUCCUCUGAUGUCCCGCAGUAUCGCGGCGACAGCUGCAGCUCUUCGGAACCUCUCGACGUCAUCAGCGCGCAAUGCCUCAUCCGCAUCGAAAAUCUCUCCGGCAGAGAUGUCGAGAUUGCUUGAGCAGCGCAUUGGUGGAUGGUCAGCCCAGCAAGCUACAGGAGAGGCUGGACGUGUUCUGAGUGUGGGAGAUGGUAUCGCUCGUAUUUAUGGACUUAGAAAUUGCAAGGCUGGAGAAAUGGUUCAAUUUAGUAGCGGAGUGAAAGGCAUGGCGUUAAAUUUGGAAACAGACAAUGUUGGCGUUGUCAUUUUCGGUGAUGACAGAAAUAUUCUUGAAGGAGAUACGGUGAUGCGAACGGAUACCAUUGUGGAUGUCCCUAUUGGUCCGGGACUUUUGGGAC
Molecule: messenger RNA, 430 nt
Organism: Condylostylus longicornis
Lineage: Eukaryota; Metazoa; Arthropoda; Insecta; Diptera; Dolichopodidae
Product: ATP synthase subunit alpha-like
Exons: 3
Biological process (GO): proton transmembrane transport; proton motive force-driven ATP synthesis
Molecular function (GO): ATP binding; proton-transporting ATP synthase activity, rotational mechanism; ADP binding
Source: RefSeq, a predicted model, not a curated record